Papilio polytes (common Mormon) is the source of this 609-nucleotide messenger RNA. RefSeq lists its product as uncharacterized. The record is from RefSeq and is a predicted model, not a curated record. The transcript has 2 exons. Lineage: Eukaryota; Metazoa; Arthropoda; Insecta; Lepidoptera; Papilionidae. Bases 101 to 463 code for a protein of 120 amino acids.
ACAUAACAGCUGUUUUUGCGGUGUUUUGGUUUUGACUUUUCAAAAUAUUUUCAAAUAAGUUAGGUUAUCAACUUACAUAAUUCAUAUUAUUUAAAAUAAAAUGAUUCAUAAAUGGUUUCAUAAAUUUGUACGACGAACAACAAAGCCCAUUCCAGAAGACCAGGCCCUCUUAUGGAAACGUCGCCUCAGUUUAGCUUACGGAUUUGUUGCGUGGAAUGCAUUCGGUUUACUUGUUUAUGCCAUUUAUCAAGGCAAAGCGGAUUGGGCACAUUAUUAUGGUCUGAAAACAGACGAAGAACAAUCCAUGCCACCAGCAAGAGCUUGGGCGAAUACCUUAGGUAUAAAGAAUGCUAAAGUAUACAGAAUAUCUGGUUUCACAAAAGUAGAUGAGUAUGAUAUAGUGGAGGGAGAAGAAAGGAGACAAAAGAAACCCAUAGGAGAUGGUGAAGAAUUAGAAGAUUAAACAUAAUUUUAUUAAAGUAAAUAUUACAUUUGCAUUGUAAAUAUAUUUUAGCUUAAGAAAACUAUUUUUGUCCCACAAUCAACAGUUUAAAGAUUGUGUGCAUAACAAACACAUUCAAUUUUUAAUAAAUAAAUGUUAUUAAAGUU